AUGACAUCUCUUGCGCAAAACGUCGUCGUGAUCGGCUCAUCCGGUCAGGUCGGCACUGCCACCAUCAAGGCCCUCGCCGCCAAGUAUGCCAGCAAUACCAACGUCAAGGCCGGAGUGCGCGACCCACAGUCGGCCAAGGCCCGCGAAAUCGAACGCCUCGGUACCAACAUCCACGUUGUCCAUGCCGACAUGAACGACAAGCCGAGCAUCCGCACCGUCUGCGCCAAUGCCGACGCCGUCUUUGUCGUUGUCCCUGGCCACAUUGACCGUGAGCGCCUGGCUCAGAAUGCCAUUGAAGGUGCCGUGGCAGCCAAUGCCAAGUUCAUCCUCUUGCUCAGCGUCAUCACCGCGGACACUGAUACCAUUUUUGGACGCCAGUUUGGCCCCAUCGAACGGUAUCUGAAGAACAAGAUCGUGGAUUACGCCAUUCUACGUGUGCCAUUCUUCAUUGACAACCUGUGGUCGUCGCAAGCCACCAUUCGCAGCCAGAGCAAGAUUUAUGCCCCGGUGAAUUCGCGCAAGAAAUUCUCCCCCGUGGCCGUGAGCGACGUGGGUGAGGCUGCUGCUGCCAUUCUGGCCAACCAUGAGCCUCACCAUGGCAAGACAUACAAGGUGGCUAUGAAGCCGACCUCGUACAGCAAGAUUGCCAAGAGUGUGUCCAAGGUGCUGGACAAGGACGUAGACUACGUUCAAGUGUCAUGGGAUGAGACCAAGCAGGCCUUCCUGCAAUUGGGUUAUCCUGAAUGGCAGGUGAAUGGCAUGAUGGAGCUCCUUCGUUACUUUGACAAGGGCAGCAAGGUCACCAAGGAAAAGUCGUCAGACGUCAAGGAGCUGACCGGCCACAAGGCCACGGGCGUCAAGAGCUGGAUGCGCCCCAAGCAGGCUGCUUUCCACUAA
This is a messenger RNA of Monosiga brevicollis MX1, 897 nucleotides long. RefSeq lists its product as uncharacterized. The record is from RefSeq and is a predicted model, not a curated record. Lineage: Eukaryota; Choanoflagellata; Craspedida; Salpingoecidae. Bases 1 to 897 code for a protein of 298 amino acids. The transcript has 4 exons.